AUGUCCAAUACAAAGAAUUUGGCUUUACUUUUUCAACGCCCUUUAGAACCCAUUUUCGGCGUAAAGAAUGAUAAAUCGGAAAACGUGAGAGUGGAAGUGCCUUCAAAUUUUUACACUGAUAAGUACAAAAAUGUUUCCACUGAGAUUCAAUCUCGUUUUGGAACGGAUAAUGUGAAAAUAAUUCCGGUCACAUUGGAAGAUUUGCCGAAUUUGGAUUUUGCCGCAGAUUUGCCACGAUAUUCUUCAAAGCCAUUCUGCCUCUUUUGCCGAAAGCACACCGAGAUUUCAGGUCGUCUGAUUGAGAUCUUUUUUAAUGCCAAAGAUGUGGACUCUCUCUUCUCUUGUGCUGCUUAUGCUCACGAUCGCGUGAACCCACAACUUUAUCAGUACGCCUUAUCUGUGGCUAUGCAACACCGCGCUGAUACCCAAAAUAUUCCAAUUCCUUCAGUGGCUGAGACCUUUCCCAAUCAGUUUCUUGAUCCAGCGAUUCUUCCUACAGCUCGCGAAGAGUGUUCCUUCGUUCCUGAUGGCGUGAGACGUCCCAUCGUCAUUCCGCCCAGUUACACAGCUUCUGAACGCGAGGAAGAACAGCGAUUGGCGUAUUUCCGUGAGGACAUUGGCGUGAAUCUUCAUCACUGGCAUUGGCAUCUUGUCUACCCAGCUAACGGGCCAGAAAGGAUCGUUCGCAAGGAUCGUCGAGGAGAGCUUUUCUAUUACAUGCACUCCCAGAUUAUCGCUCGUUACAAUAUUGAACGUCUUUGUAAUCGCAUGGGUCGUGUUCGUCAUCUCAGUAACCUCAGAGAAGCCAUUCCGGAAGGAUAUUUUCCUAAGCUUUCUCGUUCUUCCAAUAAUCAAACCUAUCCGCCAAGAUUCACAAAUGUUACUCUUAAAGACAUUGAUCGACCUGAUGACAAUACUCAGGUGCAAAUUUCUGAUCUGGAAGGAUGGCGCGAUAGAAUUUUACAGGCCAUUGAUCAAGGAUAUGUUGAAACAACAACAGGCCAGCGAAUUCCACUGGACGAAUCACGUGGCAUUGAUAUACUUGGAGAUAUGAUUGAAGCUUCAAUCCUUUCUCCGAAUCCUCGGUUGUACGGUGAUCUUCAUAAUAUGGGCCACAAUGUGAUUGCGUAUAAUCAUGAUCCCGAUAAUAAUUACCUUGAACAGUUUGGUGUUAUGGGAGACGUGACCACAGCCAUGAGGGAUCCAAUCUUCUACCGCUGGCAUUCGUAUUUGGAUCUAAUCUUCCGGAAGCAUAAGGACACUUUACCAUCUUACACUUCUAAUGAUUUAGAUUUUGUUGGAGUGACUGUUCAGUCAGUCGCUUGCCAAAUGACUCAGCAAAACACUCCAGCCAAUGUGAUUUUGACUUAUUGGCAACGAGGAGAGCUUAAUCUAGCCGCUGGUAUGGAUUUUGGACCUGAAGGAAACAUAUUUGCCCAAUUCACUCAUCUUCAGCACGCUCCGUUCUCCUGGAAAAUUGAAGUGAAUAACGAAUCGAACUCCAUUCGCACAGGGUAUUGUAGGAUUUUUAUGAGUCCAAGGAAUGACGAACGUGGAAUGCCUUUCACAUUCAGGGAUCAGCGAGUUCUCAUGAUAGAAAUGGAUCGCUUCACUGUGAAAUUGAAUCCUGGAGUGAACACCAUCAAUCGUCGAGAUGAACAUUCUGCCAUAACCAUUCCAUAUAACCGAACUUUUCGUAACAUUGGAGCUACUGCCCAAAGUGCCACAGACGAUAAUCAAUUCAACUUCUGUGGUUGUGGCUGGCCUAAUCAUCUUCUGGUGCCAAAAGGCUCUCCAGAAGGCUUCACCAUGGACACUUUCGUCAUGAUUUCCAACUUCAAUGACGACACAGUCAAUGAAAACAUCGAUGCAAGUGACCAGUGCAGCGAUUCUUACGCCUUCUGUGGCAUUCGCAACAAAUUGUACCCUGAUCGCCGGGCGAUGGGCUUCCCAUUCGACAGGAACAACCAAGCCAGAACUCUUCAGGAUUUUGCAAACCAGACUUCUAACAUGGGAGUUGGUGAAUGCAGUGUUCGUUUCACAAACACUUACGUUGCUCGCACUUAAAUGGAUUGGAUUAUGAUCAGAUAGAUUCAUGUGCAAUUAUUCUGUCUAUUCUAAUUGAAUUAAAAUUAAACAAAAAAUAUCACCCGCAUUCCGCAUUUCACACAAAAGCACAAGCUGAGUAUGUGCUUAUUCAUAUUAUUUAUGCAUGCCUUUAAAUUUAUUACCUCUGUUUUACACAGAUAUCUGAAUUUGUCUUGAUAAUAUGAUAAAAAGUAAGGAUCUGUAAUUGAAA
Messenger RNA from Phlebotomus argentipes, 2299 nucleotides. RefSeq names its product phenoloxidase 2-like. The record is from RefSeq and is a predicted model, not a curated record. NCBI's taxonomy places the organism in Eukaryota, Metazoa, Arthropoda, Insecta, Diptera, Psychodidae. Bases 1 to 2067 code for a protein of 688 amino acids. The transcript is spliced from 5 exons. Gene Ontology annotation, molecular function: oxidoreductase activity.